AUGGCCUCCCGACCGACUGUUACGAUCGCCACGGCUGAGGGCAAGCCCAGCGGUGCUACGCACCCUCUGCCCACCGUUUUCAAUGCCCCAAUUCGUCCCGAUAUUGUCCAGUCGGUGCACACUGGAAUCGCGAAGAACAGGAGACAGCCAUAUGCCGUGAGCGAGAAGGCCGGCGAGCAGACCUCCGCUGAAUCCUGGGGUACUGGACGUGCUGUUGCCCGUAUCCCCCGUGUCUCUGGCGGUGGUACGCACCGCGCCGGUCAGGCUGCAUUCGGUAACCAGUGCCGCUCUGGUCGUAUGUUCGCUCCCACCAAGGUGUGGCGCAAAUGGCAUCAGAAGAUCAACUUGGGACAGAAGCGUUUCGCAACCGCCUCUGCCCUAGCUGCUUCUUCGGUUCCAUCCCUCCUCUUCGCCCGUGGCCACCGCGUCGAGAACGUUCCCGAAGUUCCUCUUGUCGUCGACUCCAAGACCUUUGAGAAUGGUGCUAUUGCUAAGACCAAGGCCGCUGUCUCCCUCCUCCAGGCCGUUGGUGCUGGCUCAGACCUCGUUAAGGUUAAGAAAUCCCGCAAGCUUCGCGCUGGUAAAGGUAAGAUGCGAGGACGCCGCUACCGCCAACGCCGCGGCCCUCUUGUUGUCUACAACCCCGAAGUCGACGGCAAGGAGCUUGUCAAGGCCUUCCGCAACAUCCCUGGUGUCGAGACAUCGUCCGUUUUCUCCUUGAACCUCCUCCAGCUCGCCCCCGGUGGCCACCUCGGCCGUUUCAUCGUCUGGACUUCGUCUGCCUUUGCUGCCCUCGACCAGAUUUACGGUAGCACCUCUGCCCCAUCCGCCCUUAAGAAAGACUACCUCCUCCCUUCGAACAUCGUCUCGAACGCAGACAUUACCCGCCUCAUCAACUCUUCCGAAGUCCAGUCCGUUCUCAGAGCGCCAAAGGGUGACGCCAGAACCAAAAGAACCGGUGUACAGAAGAAGAACCCUCUCAAGAACAAACAGGUCAUGCUCCGACUCAACCCAUACGCCGGUGCCUUCUCCAAGCAGAAGCUUGGUCAGGCUCCUAUCAAGGCUGGCAAGCCAGAGCGCGCUGGCGAGACUUUCCACAAGAUUCUUAAUGAGAAUUAG
This is a messenger RNA of Ophidiomyces ophidiicola, 1119 nucleotides long. RefSeq names its product 60S ribosomal protein L4B (gene RPL4B). The coding region runs from base 1 to 1119 and encodes 372 amino acids. The record is from RefSeq and is a predicted model, not a curated record. The transcript has 4 exons. Gene Ontology annotation, biological process: translation. Gene Ontology annotation, cellular component: cytosolic large ribosomal subunit; ribosome. Gene Ontology annotation, molecular function: RNA binding; structural constituent of ribosome. Lineage: Eukaryota; Fungi; Ascomycota; Eurotiomycetes; Onygenales; Onygenaceae.